Colletotrichum destructivum is the source of this 409-nucleotide messenger RNA. RefSeq lists its product as uncharacterized. The transcript has a single exon. The coding region runs from base 1 to 378 and encodes 125 amino acids. The record is from RefSeq and is a predicted model, not a curated record. NCBI's taxonomy places the organism in Eukaryota, Fungi, Ascomycota, Sordariomycetes, Glomerellales, Glomerellaceae.
AUGGCAUGUCAAACAAUCAGGCGUAAGAUCAAUCAUCAUCAUGUUGUUCAACUGACUCCUCAGAGGUGGUGUCCAUUGACAGGGUAUAUACCCAUGCGCAGCCGCCGAGAGGGCACAUUCCGACUGCGAGUGACAUUGGCGAACUGUGGUUUCUGGGAAGGAACCCACCCACACCCACCCAUCCAGCCUUUUUUCCUUCCUCUUUUUUUUUUUUUUUUUGUUGUUGCUUUGGAGGGGGUUAAUGGGCCUGGCGGCUUGAACCCGCUCUGUGCCCCAACUACAAUGCUAGUGCGAGUCGCAGAAAAUAGAGUCGGGAUUGCCUUCGGGGUUUUUUGUCCUCGAACUUCAUGCCUUGCAAGUUGCUGGAUGGACCCUUGACCUCCUCAUCCUCUCACAUCCUCGUCGCUUU